CUUGUUUCGCGGAUAAGCAUUGUAAAGGAAGCAAUUGGAAGCUCGGGCUUGGAGCAGAGUAGGACGAUAGAGGAGAGGAGUCGAGGCGAGGCGGCGGAGGCGAUGGAGAAGUACUUUGGAAAUGCAUACAGAGGAGACCCAGGAGUGCCGCAUUCCGGUACGGAUCGCUUCUUCAACAUAUGGAUUGGGUCGGCCGCUUUCUCUGUGAUGACCUUUUUCAAUCCCUACCUGUGGCAGCUCACUAAUCAGUUCAAUUGGCAUGACAAGGCAUUUCUAUUUGAGCAAUACCAUUGGAAGAAAGCAAUGAAGAAGAAUCAACCAUAUAAAUUUAAGUGGAAUGAGAUGGACAGAGAAAUUCGAGACAAUUAUUAUAUCAACUGGCCUCACUACUUCCCAUAGCUCUCCAUUUCACAAUUUCUCCUGAUGAAUUUGUGGGAACAGAUGGGACCUGCGGAAAAUACAAGAUUAUGCCUUUAGCAUUUGUUUUUAGUUCUGCUUAGUACUGGUGGUUCAGACAAAUGUUUUCUCUUAAAUUUUCUCAUGAUACCAUAUAAGUAGACUCUUCUACGCAUAUGGAGUAAUGAUUGAAGCCCUGGAAUAACUACUGAAUGGCUUUUGUGUGUAGUUUAUGUUUGUAUGUGUUGUUUUUUUAAUAAUAAAUUAUUUAAAUGAA
Molecule: messenger RNA, 673 nt
Organism: Manihot esculenta (cassava)
Lineage: Eukaryota; Viridiplantae; Streptophyta; Magnoliopsida; Malpighiales; Euphorbiaceae
Exons: 3
Coding region: 103-399 (98 amino acids)
Source: RefSeq, a predicted model, not a curated record